AUGAGUGUCGAAGAAGAUUCUCCUGAGUAUAUAAUAAUACCGGAAUGUUUGAGCCGCUGUAAAUGCUGUUUCGACGACAAUAAUCUUAAAAGCAUGUGGGAUGCGUAUAGUAAUGAUGGCGAUCAAGAAGUGUACGGAGAUAUGAUAGGAGAGUGCUUCGCAAUAUCUUGGGAAACUCACGAGCAGAGUGAUCUCAUCUGUGAGAUGUGUGUGAUAAGACUUCGAGAGGCUCUCACCUUCAAGAGAAAUAUACUGGCUACACAUGAACUGUUACAGGAAGCAAUAGAUAUGAAAGAUGUGAAACAAUUUCCAUCCAUCGAUGUGGAAAUGGAAACACAGGUGAAAGAGGAAUGGAUAGAAGAUGGAAAUUACAACGAUGGUAUACCUGAUGCCUUUGAAGAUGUGGAGUAUCUUGAUGAAGAAGAUGGAAUACAAACACCAGAACCAAAAAGAAAAUGGCCGAAGAAGAAAAAGAAAUCUGAAAGGCUGGCUCGGUACAAGCAGUACUCAGCUGAUGAUAUGAGGCAAGCUAUUAAAGCUGUUAGGAACGGGGAGAUGACUUGUACUAUAGCUGCUAUCACAUACGGUGUGCCGAAGAAAACAUUGACAGCUAAAGCCAAUGAUAAAGAUAGAAAUGAAGACGACGGUAAAGAUUCUACAAGCGAGAAACAUUACAAGCUGAUAGAGGAAAUCAAGAAUAUAUUGAAAUUCACCAACGCUAUACCGUUCAAAACUAAAACUACCCGCUAUUAUUGUGCCUACUGCUCAACUGAUGGGCCUAUAUUUGAAGAUGGGGACUGUCUUCGAUUGCAUACGAGAUUGGAACAUGAUAAAGAAAGAUUGAGAGGCGUUGAGAAGUUUAUGAGACCGCAAUGGAUGAACGAAAUCGUCAAAUUGGAUAUAGAAGGCCUGCAUUGUACGACAUGCAGAGUAAGACUGCCUGAUUGGAACAAAAUGUUCGUACAUUUCGCCAAUGCACAUAAUAUUGAAUUCGAUCAGGCUUAUACAAGAGUGAUUCCAUACGCUUUGACGUCGCAACUAAGAUGUGUGCUGUGCAAAGAAAGUUUUCACAACUACGGCCAUGUAGAUAGCCAUAUGAAUCAUCAUUACAGCAAUUAUAUAUGCCAUCAGUGUGGAGAUACCUUUUUGGCUGCGAGUCGCUUCGAUAAGCAUCUGAAAGUACACAAAAUAGGUAAUUAUCCGUGUGAAUUGUGUGAUAAAGUGUUCACUUUGGAGAAGUAUAGGACAAAACACAAAAAUUUGGUCCACGAUCAGAAAAGUAUGGUGAAAUGUCUGUACUGCAGCGAGAAAUUUGUUGGACUGUUCCAAAGACAUUUACAUGUGACCGAACAUCAUAAAGACAAAGUUAAAGUGUAUACAUGUGAAUUGUGUGGUAAUUGUUACACUUGGAAGACUUAUUUCCUAGCUCAUAUGAGGAGACGACAUGGCACUGAUAAAAAGCACCAAUGCAAGCACUGCGAUAAAUCUUUCUUAAUGAAAUAUGAGCUUAGAAAUCACAUGAUCAGGCACACGGAUGAGAAGUUUCUAUGUGGUCUGUGUGGUAAGAGUUUUAAGAGAAUGCUCACGUUGAAAAAGCACUGUUUAGCUCAUGAAGAAUUCAGUGCUGAAGAUUGA
This is a messenger RNA of Danaus chrysippus (African queen), 1635 nucleotides long. Lineage: Eukaryota; Metazoa; Arthropoda; Insecta; Lepidoptera; Nymphalidae. The record is from the annotation of a GenBank genome assembly.